AUCUCCGAGAAUCAUUUAGGAAACAUCUCCGGAGAUGCAUUUACGAUUUGUGUAUAAAAACAGUGAACUCGUCCCAGACAAGUGAGAAAUGUCUAGACUACUUCAUCAAACCCUCAGUUGCAUAAACUCAGGAGAAAACAACCAAGAAUACAAAAGAAGAACCAGCACUUCACAAUGGCCGACAUAAACGUGGAGGAAGUACUUUCCCAAUUAACUCUCCCGGAGAAGAUUGGUCUCCUCGCUGGAAUCGAUUUUUGGCACACUUCUGGAGUCAAGAGAUUGGGUGUUCCAUCUGUUCGUGUAUCGGAUGGGCCCAAUGGAGUAAGAGGUACCAAAUUUUGCAAUGGGGUACCUUCUGCGUGUUUCCCUUGUGGAACCGGAAUGGCAGCGACUUUCAACAAAGAAUUGUUGCACGAUGCCGGUGAACUCAUGGCAAAGGAGGCAAAAAGCAAAUCAGCCAGCUGCAUCCUCGGCCCAACCACCAAUAUUCAGAGAGGCCCACUAGGUGGGAGAGGGUUCGAGUCUUUUUCGGAAGACCCGUAUCUCGCCGGCAUGGCCUCGGCCGCCGUAAUCAAUGGUAUGCAAGAGAAUGAUAUUGCAUCUACUCUCAAACACUUUGUUUGUAAUGAUUUAGAACACGAGAGGUCAUCAUCCGAUUCUGUGUUGACCGAGAGAGCCUUGCGGGAAAUUUACUUGGAACCUUUUCGCUUAGCAGUCAAGAACUCAAACCCCGCAUCUAUUAUGACUUCCUACAACAAAGUCAACGGAGAACAUGUGUCACAGAGUGCCAAGUUCUUAAAGGAUAUCUUGAGAAAGGAGUGGGGAUGGGAUGGAUUGAUCAUGUCUGACUGGUUUGGAGUAUACACUGCCAAAGCUGCUAUAGAAAACGGCUUGGACUUGGAAAUGCCUGGCCCUUCUUUCUUGAGGGACGAGAGAAGUAUUUCCCACAUGAUUGCCACUCGUGAAAUCAACAUCCAAGAUUUGGAUGAUCGUGUACGAAACGUCUUGAAGUUUGUGAAAUGGUGUGCCAGGGCAAAGGUCGAGGAAAAUGGGGUCGAAGAAAAAAAUGACAACCCUGAAACUAGAGCAGUCUUGAACAAAUUGGCUUCUGAAGCUGUGGUGCUCUUGAAGAACGAAGAUAACAUCCUUCCUCUUCAGAAGAACGAGACUCUUGCCGUGAUUGGCCCCAACGCGAAGUAUGCGGCAUACUGUGGAGGUGGGUCUGCCUCCUUGCUCACAUACUACUCAAGUACUCCCUUUGACUCUAUUGCGAAGAAACUCGGGAAGAACCCCGAGUAUAGCGUUGGAUGUUUUGCACAUAAGAGUUUACCAGGGAUCUCUUUGUCACCAAUGUCGAGGAAUCCCGUCACCGGAAAGCCUGGUAUCAAUGUGAGGUUCUAUGACAAUGCGCCUGAUGUGAGCCCAAGGACUCAAUUUGACGAGUUCCAGUACGACGCAUCUCCUUUACUAUUUUUCGACUACACGCAUCCCAAGAUUGUUGACGAUUUGUAUUACGCGGACAUCACUACUGAAAUCACCCCAGAGGAGUCCGGUGAUUAUGACUUUUCGCUCAUUGUCUGCGGAACUGCCAAAUUGUUUAUUGAUGGCAAGUUGCUUGUUGAUAAUACGGUGAACCAAAAACUUGGCGAUGCUUUCUUUGGAUCUGGCUCAGUGGAAGUGAUCAACUCCACGCGUUUGGAAGCGGGUAAGACCUAUGAGAUACUCGUCCAGUUUGGAUCUGCCAAGACUAUGUCAGUGAAACAAGCGGCAGCUCUUUCUGUUGGUGGGGCUAUCGCAAUAGGCUUUUGUAAAGUCAUUGACCCACAAGAGGAAAUUCAGAAGGCAGCGGAGUUGGCCAGCAAGGUGGACAAAGUCGUCUUAUCCAUUGGCUUGAAUCUUGAAUGGGAGUCCGAAGGGUUUGAUAGGCCUGACAUGUCGUUGCCUCCAUUCACGAAUGAGCUUGUGAGUGCUGUCUUACAGGCAAACCCGAACACUGUUGUGGUGAACCAAUCAGGAACACCAGUUGAGAUGCCUUGGCUACUGAAAGCAAAGGCCCUUGUUCACGCUUGGUAUGGAGGAUCGGAAUGCGGAAAUGCCAUCGCAAACGUGUUGUUCGGAGAUGUGAAUCCCAGCGGAAAGUUGCCCUUGUCUUGGCCAAUGAAGAAUAUCGACAACCCUGCCUACCUUAAUUUCAAGACGGUGAGGGGCAGAGUGCUCUAUGGUGAAGAUAUCUACGUCGGCUACCGUUACUACGAGAAAUUGCAGAGAAGGGUUGCUUUCCCUUUCGGGUAUGGUAAAUCGUACACAUCGUUUGAGUUUACCGACUUGAGUGUGAAACUUGACGAGUCCAGCGAUAAACUCGUCGCCACAGUAUCAGUCGAAAAUACUGGAGGCAUUGACGGAUCUGAAACUGUGCAAUUAUAUGUGGCUCCUGUUGAACCAGAUGUUGAUAGGCCUCUCAAAGAACUCAAGGGAUUCGAAAAGGUCUUUUUGAAGGCUGGAGAAAAGCGCUCAGUCGAAUUUAAUCUUUCGUUGAAAGAUUCGGUUUCGUACUUUGAUGAAUAUUUGGCUAAAUGGCAUUUGGAGACGGGUGAUUAUGAAGUGCAAGUGGGUUCAAGCUCUGACGACAUAGAAGUGAGAGCUGGUUUCAAGGUAUGCAAAGAGAAGAUGUGGACCGGUUUGUGAUUUUCAAAUAAAAGGCUCAGUAUUAAGGUAUCAUAUGUGUCGGAGAUAUAUACAUCUAUACAUAUAUCUAUAUCGUGAAUAAUUG
Messenger RNA from Metschnikowia bicuspidata var. bicuspidata NRRL YB-4993, 2770 nucleotides. RefSeq lists its product as uncharacterized. The record is from RefSeq and is a predicted model, not a curated record. Gene Ontology annotation, biological process: glucan catabolic process. The transcript has a single exon. The coding region runs from base 175 to 2685 and encodes 836 amino acids. NCBI's taxonomy places the organism in Eukaryota, Fungi, Ascomycota, Pichiomycetes, Serinales, Metschnikowiaceae. Gene Ontology annotation, molecular function: beta-glucosidase activity.